GGGCGACUGGCUGAGACACUGCAUCUGUCCGCCCGCUCAGGGGCGCAGACGGCAUCAUUUUGCGAAUAUACUUCUUCUCUGUACUCUACACCAUGCGAAUCGCUCCUAUCGACGAUGCCGAGGUCGAACUCAGCCUGCUGUCCCCCCGCGCACGAGAAGAGUCGGAGAGCAGCAGCGAGACCCUCGUCCAUGACGAGCUUGAUGUCGACGAGGAGAGCGUCAAGCCAGUUCUCAAAACACGGCCAGCGACGUGGAAGGAGAAGAAGAAUAUGGUUCUCCUCACAUGUCUUUUUCUGAGCCAAGGUGUCCCAUUAGGCCUCGCUAUCGACUACCUGUACAUAUUGACUGCUGUUUUCACGUUCCUCAUCACGGCUGUCGCAACUCAAGGCUGGGCACUCACACUUCUCUCCGAACACUAUAGGCUGAGCACAGGCUCGCUCCUAUCGUAUACCGGUUUCCUCGCACUUAACAGUGAAACAUUCGCUGCCAAACAUGGUAUUCCGCGGUUGACCCUCGGGGCCUACUGCAUGUUCUGUGCCAUGCUUUCAUACGCGCUCACGCUCUGGCUACUGUUCGAAAAGGAGAACGACGUGGAAGAAGAAGGUGACAUGAGCCUCAAAGCAAUUUACUACAAGAUGUGGGAGAUCAUGAAGUUCCGACACGUCCAGACGCUCCUCGUCCUUCUGCUCGUCGCCAAAAUCGGCUUCCAGGCCGACUCUGCCGUCUCCACGCUCAAGAUGGUCGAGAAGGGGUUCAGCAAGGAGGACCUCUCCCUGACCGUCCUCAUCAGUUUCCCCUUCCAGAUCUGGGGCGGCUUGCUCGCGGGCCGAUGGUCCAAGGGCGAGCGGCCGCUCCGCGCGUGGAUGCACGCGUAUUGGCCCGCGUUCGCACUCGUCCUCUUGUCGACGCUCACAGUGUAUUGGUUCCCGCACCCGCCCCUCCCACUCGGGUGGUAUGUGUUCAUCAUUGCGCAGAGUAUAGUGAGUUCGCUCGUUAUGACGGUCCAGUUCGGAGGUAUGACUGCGUUCCACACGCGGAUAUCGGACCCAGUCGCCGGAGGAACCUACAUGACUUUGUUCGCGACCUUCAACAAUCUCGGUCUCCUCUGGCCAAGAUAUUUCGUCCUGAAAGGUGUCGAUCUCUUCACCUACGCAACUUGCAGCGUCUCCGCACCCAGUAGCACCCUCGAACCGACGACACCAGCAAGCUGCGUCACGAAAGGGGAGAAGGCCGCAUGCACGGCGCUCGGCGGGACGUGCGACAUCCAGCAGGACGGCUACUACGUCAUUUCCGCCAUCUGCCUCGGCGUUGGCAUAAUCCUGCUCAUCUUCUUCAUGAUCCCGACCGCGCGCAGGCUGCAGUCGAUCCCGCCGAAAGAGUGGCGCGUACGCUCAAUAUAGCGUUCACGGGACGCGGUGUACGGCCGCACCGGUUUCAGUAUAACUCUGCAUGACCCAGUGGAACGCAUUCAUGGACAUCACGAUGUCUCGUCGCACGCAUGUUUCUGUACCCCUCGAGCAAGCCUACCUAUUUAUCGCACACAUUGACCUCA
Messenger RNA from Fomitopsis serialis, 1552 nucleotides. Its product is annotated as acetyl-coenzyme A transporter 1-domain-containing protein. NCBI's taxonomy places the organism in Eukaryota, Fungi, Basidiomycota, Agaricomycetes, Polyporales, Fomitopsidaceae. The record is from RefSeq and is a predicted model, not a curated record. Bases 93 to 1400 code for a protein of 435 amino acids. Gene Ontology annotation, molecular function: acetyl-CoA transmembrane transporter activity. The transcript has 14 exons. Gene Ontology annotation, cellular component: membrane.